AUAUAGAUUGGCAGGCCUGCGAGGACAGUUAUGGCGGCGGGCCCGGCACUUGGACAAGAGGGUUUAUGUGAUCUUGGAAAUAUGCGUACCAAUACCGACAUAACAUGGUGGCAGCGGUAUUUCCUACGCCGGUAUUAAUCGUAGUGUUUUCCGCAGUGUUAAUCUUCGGGCCGACAUGGUAGUCGGCGUGUGCGCAUCAUUCAAGUGCCAGUAAAACCGGGACCCACGCAUCGUGUUUUGGAGGUGUACAACAUGGCAACUUCGGCGCAAUUUCACAUUGUUCCGCCAGAAAAUUUUGAUUUUCGUGCGCUGGCGGACUGGCCAAAAUGGAUCAAACGUUUUGAACGUUUUCGGGUGGCGUCGGAACUUUGCAAUAAGUCGGAAGACAGCCAAGUCAACAUGUUGUUGUAUUGCAUGGGUUCCGAGGCGGACGAAAUGCUAGAAUCAUUUGCAUUGUCUGCGGAAGAUAUCAAGAAGUACAGUGUAGUGAAGUCACGGUUUGAUAAGUUUUUCACGGUAAAGAAAAACAUAAUCUAUGAACGGGCAAAAUUUUUUAAGCGGCGUCAACAGAGUGGUGAGCCGGCCGAUGUAUUUAUAAACGAUGUUUUUAAGAUGGCCGAAUCUUGCAACUUACGGGAUCUUAAGGACGAGCUCGUAACGACGGUAUUGGUGAUAGGUGUUGCGGAUGAUAAGCUGUCGGAGUCGCUCCAGAUGGACCAAGAUCUAACGUCAGCACGAGCGGUCACACGGAUUCGACAAGCGGAACUGGUACGAAAUCAGCAAACCCUUGUUCGGGCACAGGAUGCCAUGGUCGAAACAGUCCAACACAGCAAAAGCCAACCCAAUUUUAAGCGGCGUUACAGAUGGAAUAAGGAGACAGCGCAGCAAGAGAAAGCAGGUACAAGUAAUGUAAGUGGUUCCAGUCCCAACAUAACCACUAAAUGUUCCAAAUGUGGAGGCAAACCGAAUCAUCAUUGGUCUAAGUGCCCAGCUAACAAAGCAAAAUGCUAUCGCUGUGGACAAGUAGGGCAUUAUGGUAGGUGCUGUGCUCAUGGGGAAGUGCAAGAGUUGGAAAGUGAACACAGUCUAUGUCAUGCAUCUUCACAGCAGUCACCAUCAGGUCCACGGGAGUAUUACUUGGGAGAAGUGGCACUGGAAAUAUGCUCGCAACCAUGGUAUGUGAAAGUGAAGUUAUUUGGGACAGAGCUUUCAUUCAAGGUUGAUACAGGGGCCGAUGUAACGGUAAUUGGAGAGCAUGUCUGUCGGGAUCUAAAGGUAACAAUUGGUUCGACGAACAAGAAAUUGUUUGGGGCAGGAAAAAAUAGCAUUGAUGUGGUGGGUACUACAAUGGCAACACUGUCCUAUGGAAAUCAGGAAGUGACACAAGAAAUUUUUGUGGUCAAAGAGCAAAUGGUACCGUUACUGGGCCGUCCUGCAAUCAAGGCGCUCGAUAUUAUGUCUGUUAAGAAGGCAGAGGAGGUGACAGAGUCAAAACCCUGUUGUGUUGACAAAUUUUUGCCACUCUUUGAGGGUCUUGGCCAGUUUCGACGGGAGUACAACAUUCAGCUGCAGGAAGGGGCUAAGCCAUAUGCUGUCAUAGCACCACGACGUGUUCCGUUUCCCUUAAGAAACAAGGUAAAAGAAGAACUUGACAGAAUGGUUCACGAGGGUGUGAUAACUUCAGUUGAGGAACCAACCGAAUGGUGUGCACCUAUGGUCGUGGUACCCAAAAAGGAUGGUUCGGUAAGGAUUUGUGUCGAUUUUACUCAGUUGAAUAGAUUUAUACUCAGAGAGAGGCUACAGUUACCAUCUGUGGAAGAGUCACUAGCGCAACUGCAAGAUGCCAAGUGGUUUUCAGUUUUGGAUGCGUCCAGUGGGUUCUGGCAGAUCCCGUUGUCACCAGCUAGUGCGCCAUACACAACUUUUAUCACACCAUUUGGGCGGUUUUAUUUCAAUCGGCUGCCAUUUGGGAUAAAAUCAGGCCCGGAGCACUACCAGCGACAAAUGCAGCAUCUGGUGUGGGGGAUGCCAGGUGUGGUGAACCAGGCAGAUGACAUUCUUGUUUGUGGCCGCACAGCAGAAGAACAUGACCAACGGUUGGAAGCGGUACUAGGUAAAUUAGUGGCGCAUGGUGUUACCCUUAACAAGGCUAAAUGUCGGUUUCGAGUGAAGACUGUGAAGUUCCUAGGUCAUGUCAUAUCAGAAGGUACGGUGGGGCCUGAUGCGGACAAGACCAAAGCUGUUAGUGACAUGCCAGAACCGACUAAUGUGACAGAAGUAAGAAGAUUUUUGGGCAUGGUGACGUAUUUAAUGAAGUUCAUUCCCAACCUUGCGGAAAAAACUCAGCCACUUCGAGUCUUGUUAUGUCAAGAUACAGAUUGGGUGUGGGACGCACCACAGCGGCAGGCAGUGAGGAACCUGAAGGAGGAAAUAGCCCAGCUCUCCGGGUUAGCUCUUUAUCAACAGGGGGCACAAGUGAGAGUUUUGGCAGAUGCAUCUUCCUUUGGCUUAGGAAGCGUAUUGGAGCAAUAUCAACAAGGUGCAUGGAAACCAGUGGCAUUUGCAUCUCGAAGUCUGAGUGAGGCAGAAUCACGAUACGCUCAAGUGGAAAAGGAGGCAUUGGCACUUACCUGGUCCUGCGAGAAGUUCAGAAAUUAUGUGUUGGGCACACGCUUCAUAAUAUUGACUGACCACAAACCGUUAGUGCAACUGCUGACUUCUACACCACUGACUGAGUUAACAGCGAGGCUGCAGAGGAUGAGGAUGCGUCUUAUGUGUUAUGACUACACUAUUGAACAUGUUGCAGGGAAAACGUUCUUUGUUCCGGAUGCAUUGUCAAGAGCUCCUGUGGAUCAGCCAGGUGAGGGGACCUCUGACAUUGUGGAAGAAGAGUUGUUUGUGGAAACAGUCGUACGGGAAACACCAUUUUCAGACGUUGCACUUCAAACCAUCACAGAAGCACAGGACAGAGAUGAUGAAUGCCAGGUUCUGAAGGAUAAUAUAUUGCAAGGCUUUAGUAGCAAACACUCCCACUUCUGGCAGUACAGAGGACAGUUAACAUAUAGUAGAGGACUUAUUAUGAAAGGCUCACGCAUAUUUAUCCCCAGACAUUUACGUUCAGACAUGCUCAGUAAAAUACAUGAAGGCCACAUGGGGGUAGUUAAGUGUAGGCGUCGGGCACAGGAGUCCGUAUGGUGGCCAAGUAUCACUACAGAUAUCAAGAGUAUGGUCGAAAACUGUCAACAGUGUUUACAACAGAGGACCCAGCGAGCUGAGCCAUUACAGCCUUCGGCACUGCCAGGUGGCCCAUGGAUGCUGGUCGGAAUGGACAUCUUUGAAUUAGCCCGUGCACACUAUCUUGUGUUACAGGAUUAUUUUUCAAGGUACCUGGAAGUAGUGCGAUUAGAUCAGCUGACGGCAGAGGCAGUAAUUGCACGUGUGAAGAACAUAUUUGCUCGCCAUGGGAUACCUCAAACUGUGCGUACAGACGGGGGUACCCAGUUUACAGCCAAAGAAUUCCAACAGUUUGCAAAGGAAUAUGGGUUUAGGCACAUUACAUCGAGCCCAAAGUAUGCGCAAUCAAAUGGCGAAGCAGAGAGUGCAGUUAAAAUAGCAAAGAAGAUUUUGUCCAAAACAACUGAUCCAAAUUUAGGGUUGCUCGCUUAUAGGGCCACUCCAUUGGAAUCCGGCUUUUCACCAUCGGAACUAUUGUUUGGGAGAAAGCUACGGACCACAUUACCCCAUACCGUGGCGUCCCUACAACCACAGUGGAACCCAUGCAUUCUGAAAGAAUUUCGGAAAAGGGAUCAGCACAUCAAAGAGAGAUCAAAACGCAACUAUGAUACAAGGCAUGGUGUGUAUGAGUUGAAUCCAUUACAGCCAGGGGUGACCGUGUGGAUUACCGACCUUGCCAGAUAUGGCAAGGUACUACAGCCCGCAGACCAGUUCAGAUCAUAUUUAGUCGAAACGGGGAUCCGCAAUGUGCGCCGGAAUAGGAAACACUUGAUCGAAGUACGGCAGCCCGAUGAGCAGAUCCGAGGACAUGGGCGUGGGCCAUACCAGGCAUCAACAACAGGGUCAGGAGUGACACAUGCAGUAAAAGAGAAGCGACUAACUCCCCGAACAGCAGAGGAAGCAGAUGGGGCUGAUAAGCAUAAGUCAUCUUCUCCUCGGAAGUCACCAACGCAGGGCUCACCACAAGAGGACCUUCAAGGGCCGGGAUCUCCACAAGAAGACUUUCGAGGGUUCACAGAGGAAGAAAUACAAGGGUCAGAGAGGAGUAAGGGGAUUUGCAAGACCAGGAGUGGAAGACAAGUGGUUAGACCAAAACGGCUGGAGCUGUAGAGGUGUAGUGCAAUAGUGCAGGUCGUACAGUAGUGAAAACAGUGUGGGCACAAAACAGUAUAAAGAAAGGGAGAUGUAGUGUUAAGUAUUCAAGAGGACAGGAUAUAGAUUGGCAGGCCUGCGAGGACAGUUAUGGCGGCGGGCCCGGCACUUGGACAAGAGGGUUUAUGUGAUCUUGGAAAUAUGCGUACCAAUACCGACAUAACACAUUCGUAAUAAAAGGCCUGAACCGCGACGUGUGGCACAACGUGACGGUGCGCAUCGACGUGAAGGAGACGCGGCUGGUGGCGAGCGUGGACGGACAGCAAGCAGACACGCAACUGCUGGGACUCGACCCCAGCACCAACUACGGUGUCACCACUGACCUCAUGUCCGUCGUGCUGGUCGGAGGUCUGAGCUCGGAGGAGCAGCUGCACGGGGUCAAGUACAUCAUCGAGUCGUUCGUGGGCUGCAUCAGGAGCGUGGUGCUGCGCGCGGGGCCCACCGUGGCCGCGCUGGCGCCCGUCAAGCCGCUCGUCGCCACCAAGCACGAGAACGUAGUCGAGGGAUGCCUGGACAAGUGUCGGACUUUCGAGAACCUUUGCUUUGUGGGCAGUCACUGCGUGAACCACUACAGCUCGUACUCGUGCGAUUGUUUCGGGCGAGAGUACGAGGGGGAGCAGUGUGACAUCUACAGUGCAACAGUGCUUACGUUCCGGGGGUCUACUUACGUCUCGUACAGAGUGUAUGACUGGAGAGACAGAGUGCACUCCAGCAUUAAUAGGAUAAGCUUAUUCUUUAAGACGAGGUUCGACGACUCGGUGCUGUUCUACGCGAGCGGGGAGCCGUACGGGCGGCACUACGCGGCCGCCUCGAUCAGGAACGAGAGCGUGUUCGUGGAGCUGGACCUGGGCGACGGGCCCGUGUCUGUGACCAUCGGCCGGAGCGUGUCGGACAACCACUGGCACAACCUCACCGUGCUGCAGCAGCACGGCAACGUCACGGUCGUGCUCGACAAGGAGUGGGAGACGGUGGAGCUUCCCGGCCCCGGCCAGCACCUGUACCUCGACCCGGAGGUGUACUUCGGCGGCGGCCGGGACAUGCACUCCAAGAGAGGCCUGGUGUCCAGCAACAACUUCGCCGGCUGCAUGAAGUACGUGUUCUUCAACGACGUGUCGGUGCUGUACGAGCUGAAGCGCGGUGGGCCGCAGGUGCUGUACCACGGCGUGCUGCAGCCGGAGUUCUACGACGCGGACGUGGAGGUCAUCCCCGUGACCUUCGCCUUCCCCUCUUCCUACAUCUGGUGGCCGUCGCGCAGCCGAAGCAACUUCUCGCUGCGCUUCGACUUCAAGACCAACCGCAGCACUGCAGUGCUCAUGUCGAGCAAUGUGACCACGUCCUUCGGCUCCGGCUACUGGGAGGUGCGCGUGGCGGCGGGGGAGAUUCGCUUCGAGCUGGUGCCCAACAGCACCAACAACGUGACGCACGUCACGGCGGUGAAGUUCAACAGCCGCGCGGGCUGGCACUCGGUGGAGCUGAGCUACCUGGACGGCGAGGUGCGGCUGACGGUGGACCUGCGGCACAGCGCCUCGCAGAUGUUCGGCCUGGAGUUCGAGGUCGGCGACAGGAUCUUCGUCGGCACCGGGACUCACCUCACCACCGGCCUGGUGGGCUGCAUGCGCGAGAUCUACAUCAACGGGCAGUUCCUGGAGCCGCGCUCGUUGGUGCGCCUGAACCACACGGUGGGCGUGGUGUCACUGGACGACUGCCAGCUGGUCGAUCCGUGUGUGCGCCCCAACGCGUGCGAGCACGGCGGCAAGUGCUCUGUGAGGGACGAGCGAGUCGUGUGCGACUGCACGGGCACUGGCUACAUCGGCAACAACUGCCACUUCGCCAAGUUCCGCAAGACGUGUGAGGAGCUCGCUCAGCUUGGAUACACCAAGCCCGACGUCUACCUGAUCGACAUCGACGGGAACGGCCGCUUCCCUCCGGCGCACGUCAAGUGCGAGUUCCAGUCUCAGGAGGACGUCACCAAGACGAUCGUGGAGCAUAACCUGCCCAGCCAAGUGGACGUGCGCAGCCUGGCGGAGCAGGACUUCAGCUUCAGCAUCAAGUACCGGGAGUUCUCGGCGGAGAUGCUUCAGGAGCUGAUCCAGCACUCCCUGCGCUGCAGCCAGUACGUCAAGUACGACUGCUACAAGGCGCCUCUGGACCUGCACUCUGCCACCUGGUUCCUGUCCUCGGCACAGAAGAACAUUGUGGACUACGUGGGCAGCUCUCGGAGGGGCGCCUGUCCCUGCGCUGUGAACCACACGUGCGUGUCGCCCAAGCUGUCGUGCAACUGCGACAUGCCGGAGGGCAAGUGGCUGUCGGACGAGGGCUUCUUCACGAGCGGGGACAGCCUCGGCAUCACGGACAUGGUGUUCCUGCAGCAGAAGGAUCUGGGCGAAGACGCGCUGGGCCGCAUCACGCUGGGACCGCUCGAGUGCGUCGAGACCAACACACAGCGGUACGUGGUGACCUUCACGUCAAGCCAGUCGUACAUUGAGGUGCCGGGAUGGAGGAAGGGAGAGAUCUCGUUCACGUUCCGCACGACCGGGGAGCAAGCCAUCCUGCUGUACCAGCCGCCCAUCAGACCCAACUACCCAUCCUUCAUGGUGGCACUCACCAGCGACUACCAGCUGACAUUCAACUUCACGCUGAACACGGGGCGGUCCCAGGAGCUGGCCAUCAAGUCGAACCGGCGUCUCAACGAUGGCGAGUGGCAGAAGAUCUGGAUGGACUACAACGAGCACCACGUUCGUUUCAUGAUCAACACGCUGGACCAGAUGGUGGACCUACUGCCCGAGGAGGAGUUCGGGCCGUUCGAGGGAAGCAUGUUCAUCGGCGGAGCUCCGGAGAGCCUACUGAAGAACAGCACGGUCCGGCAGGGCCUGAUAGGCUGCUUCCGCGGCCUCGUCGUCAAUGGCGAGAUCCUUGACAUCUACUCGUACAUGAGCGUGCACCUUUCGGAGAUCAUCAAGGACUGCCAAGCCUCCUGCGAUCCCAACCCGUGUCGCAAUGGCGCGCGCUGCAAAGAGUUGUGGAGUCGCUCCGAGUGCGUGUGCGAGAACCGCUGGGCGCACCAGGGCACCUUCUGCGAAAUGAACAUAAAUGAGAAGGCGCUGACGUUUCUGAACCCUGAGUCAUUCUUCAAGAAGAACUACGUGGGGGAGCUGAGCACAGAGGACCGUGACCUCCUGUCGCAGCUGUUCACGUCGACGCUGUUGGUAAACCUGCGCACGUAUGACCAGCAGUCGCUUGUGCUGUACAUCAACGACCACCUCAACAACUUCCUGCAGCUUCACGUGGAGCAGGGCCGCUUCGUGGUGUUCACCUUCAACAGCGGGCCAACGAUCUACAACGUCUCUGUUGAAUACCCAGGCCUAAACAACGGUAAUUCUGUGCAAGUGGCAGUGGAGCGUUCUGGGGCGGGGACUAUGCUGCAUGUGAAUGAGCGCAACGCUUCAUUGGCCGUGAAGAUCGACCUGCUGGCCAACUACACCAACCGUCCCUGGGCGAACCCGGAGAAAGAAAUCCUGUCUCCUCAACGGCCGCCCGCCCCACCGACCGAGUACCUGCAGAUAAACCUGGGAGGUUACGAUCCCCUCACCCUCAACGCCCUCAACGGUGUGUCCCUGCCGGGGUAUGUGGGCUGCAUCCGCGGCCUCAAGAUCGGCAACCACCUGCUGGACCUGCCUGCCAUGGUGAACAAAGGGCUGGGUGGCGUUCUGUCGGGCUGCCGCAUGAAGUGCGACGACCAGCCGUGCAAGAACCAGGGCAUCUGCAUUGAGGACUUUCAGAAGAGCGAGGCGUCCUGCAACUGUGAGAUCACCUCCUACUCGGGCGAGUUCUGUGAUGAUGAGAAGGGCGCAGACUUCGGGGGACAGUCCGUGCUGCAGCAGACCUUCACGCUGCUCAUGCCGGUGAACCAGGUGAAGAUACAGCUUGCCUUCUCGUCCACCGACACUCACCAGUGGAACUCCGUGCUGCUGCUGCUGCAGGCCGAGAACACGCAAGGCUACUACCUGCUGGUGACGCUGGUGAACGCGGGCGAGCUGGUGAUAGCGGAGAGCCGAGAAGGCACGGUGACGGGGGCACGCAUCAACAACAAGAGCUUCCUGGACGGGGCGAGGCACUCUGUCUACUACCAGCGCACCGGCUCCAAGACCAUGCUCCUGAUUGACCGGGAGGAGGUGCCAUUGAAGGCGCUGGUAACGUCACUGACGGACGAGGCGGGAGACGUCAAAGGAGUGAACGAGGUCCAGAUAGGAGGCCUCAACACCAGCGACCCACGUUUCAGCGCAUACAAGAGCUACAAGGGAUGUCUGUCCAACGUGCUGGUCGAGGUGAACCGCAAGGUGAUGAAGCCCCUGGAGGAGUACAUGCACUUCACGCGGCCGGGCAGCAACGACGUGCAGGUGAAGAAUGCGGCGGGCAUCCGCAGCGCGCAGUGCGCCUUCUUCGACCUGCACAAGCAGCAGCCGGUGAUGUACAGCAACGUCAGCAUGGAAGUUGACAAGGAGUGGGCGGAGGACCCGCCAGCGAAGAUACCAUACAAGUCGCAGUACUCGUCAGCUUCCAAGGAGAAGGAUAACACUUUCAACGUGGUGUUCGUGGUGAUGGUGGGAGUGUUCGUGGUGGUGAUCGUGUCGGCGCUGUGCGAGGUCUGGCGCAGCCACCGGCGCUGGCGUCGCCGCAAGGAGGAGGAGCGGGCCAGCGUCACGUGGCAGCCCAAGCCUGUGUACCAGGAGCCGCCCGCCAAGGUCAAACCCAAGUCGUACAAGAGCCUGCCUCAGCAGGACCAAAGGCCGGCCAAGCCUGCAAGGGUGCAGAUAAACAGUGCAGAUGUCAAGCCGCCCCCAGACCAACCUCCGCCUCCGCCCCCAACGCAAAAUGCCAACACCAAGAAAGCGCUGACCAGCGAACAGGAGCUGCAGUGGGACCCUCUCAGCGAGAAAACAGAGCUUCUUGCCCAGUCUGUGGAGGACAUCCCAGCGGCCCUGCAGAACGGCGUGAGCAAGGACGUGGGACCGGGACCCAAAUCGGACGAAAGUAGUAUUUCAGAUGAAGGCAUGAAAUUCGGACAGACAAACGCUGCGUUUCCACCAAUCUUGGAAGAUGAGGCAGCCAACGAAGGGGCCCAGGUCGGCGCGGGGAUACGACUUCCGCGCGCCAUCUCUCCAGUGUUCCUCUCCCAGGGCCAUCGAACGUUCGGCAACCCCAUCAGCUACCUGGGCGGGCCGCGCCUGGGCGCCUUCAGCCGUGCCAGCCGGGAGUCCGUGCUGUCUGUGGACUAGCUGCGCGAACACGGGUAGUCGCGGCCAGUGGCGCGCCGCGCCGUGCCGUGUCAGGCAGGGAGCUAGCAGUGCACCUGAGUAGCUUUGGGGUUACGUGUUUCUCCUUGACAAUGUUCAGUGCUGAUAAAAAAAUAUGUGUGAUGAAGUUUACCAUUCAUAAUGACUUUAAUUACAAAACUACAAACUAAUUCUAAAAAAUUUAGUUUUUUUUAAAUUGUUGUCACAAUAAACUUUGUUUAUAAUUUUUCCAAAUGACAAAGUAGUGUAUUUAGGGUUUUAGGGUGGUGAGCUGCAGUACGUACUUUAAAUGGAACAGUUAAUGCUUACGAAAGCAUAUUCAAGUUCAGAACAUUAGCAAGAUCGCAGUUAGCAGAGGUAGUGACAAGCUUCGGAGUGAAUACGAGAAAGGCUAAGGAAGAAACACUUUCAGCAUGAAACCAAACUUCCGCGCGAAAGGGACUUGAAGUGUUUCUCCGAGCACGAACUAGCAGAAGUGCGUGUGCGUCACUGGCCAUAGUGGUUGUAGAUGUGUAGAAUAUUUGAGUGUGCCUGGUGAAGGAAAGUUGAAACAUUUUAUUGGUUGCUCGGUUGGUCCAGACUAUGUCGGCUGUCACCCCAAUGGGCCACCAAUGCAUGUUCACCCGUACAGAGCCGAUGUUUGGCAAGUUGAGUCGCAAGCCUGUGUACUUUUUUUUUCAGCUGAUACCACAUUACACUCGCUGAUGAUUUUUCUAGCUCAAUCGUAAGUGCCUGAGAUUUCGUAAUGCUAGUGACUCCGAAGUGCGCCUAUUGUGGUGUCUGUAUCGGUUAGUUUUUUAACGUAUUUCUAUAUUUUUCCUAUUAAUUGUGAAAAGACAUUAAAGUGACCUAACAUGUACAGAAUUAUUGUGUUUGAUGUGCACCAAAUUCUGUGGUGGUGUAAAUAUAUGCAAAUAAAAGACUUUUUUUUUUUUGUAA
Messenger RNA from Bacillus rossius redtenbacheri, 10619 nucleotides. RefSeq names its product axotactin (gene axo). Gene Ontology annotation, molecular function: serine-type endopeptidase inhibitor activity. The record is from RefSeq and is a predicted model, not a curated record. The transcript has 30 exons. The coding region runs from base 4713 to 9662 and encodes 1649 amino acids. NCBI's taxonomy places the organism in Eukaryota, Metazoa, Arthropoda, Insecta, Phasmatodea, Bacillidae.